Molecule: messenger RNA, 2841 nt
Organism: Malurus melanocephalus (red-backed fairy wren)
Lineage: Eukaryota; Metazoa; Chordata; Aves; Passeriformes; Maluridae
Product: glucagon receptor-like
Exons: 13
Coding region: 84-1385 (433 amino acids)
Biological process (GO): cell surface receptor signaling pathway; adenylate cyclase-modulating G protein-coupled receptor signaling pathway
Cellular component (GO): plasma membrane
Molecular function (GO): peptide hormone binding; glucagon receptor activity
Source: RefSeq, a predicted model, not a curated record
CCCCCUUUCACCAGGGUCUGGGUCCCCGGCGCAGCCCGAGAGGCACCCCGGCACUGGGAGCACUGGUCAGGCUGGGAGCAGCCAUGGGGGAMACGCUCGGAGCUGGAUCCCUGCGGAGCCUUGUCCAGCUCGCCUGGAUGUGCCUGUUCUCCUGUGUGCCGCGCGGCGGGGCCAAGGURCUGGAGAAGACCUUCGAGGAGUGGCUGCGGUACCGUGACGAGUGCCUGAGGAGGAUGGCGAGCGAGCCCUACCCGGCAGGGCUGUUCUGCAACAGGACCUUCGACAUGUACGCCUGCUGGCCCGACGGGAGCCCCGGCACCGCCGUCAACGUCUCCUGCCCCUUCUACCURCCCUGGUUCGAGAAAGUGAAACACGGGCUGGUGAGCCGCAGGUGCGGCACCGACGGCCAGUGGGUGACAGUGAACGGCAGCCAGCCCUGGAGAGACUACUCACAGUGCGAGGACGAGCUGGAGGUCACUGCUGAGGAGGAGGGCGCCCGCCGGCUCAUGGUGAGCUUCAAGGUGCUCUACACCGUGGGCUACUCGCUGUCGCUGCUCACGCUCAUCUCCGCCCUGCUGGUCCUCACCGCCUGCAGGAACCUGCGCUGCACCCGGAAUUACAUCCACGCCAACCUGUUCGCCUCCUUCGGCCUGCGGGCCACCUCGGUGAUGGUGAAGGACGCGCUGCUGGAGCGGCGCUGGGGCGUGCAGCUGCUGCAGGUGGCCGACUGGGAGGCUCUGCUGAGCCACGAGGCAGCACUGGGGUGCCGUGCGGCGCAGGUGCUGAUGCAGUACUGCAUCCUGGCCAACCACUACUGGUUCCUGGUGGAAGCUGUCUACCUCUACAAGCUGCUCAUCGGGGCCGUGUUCUCCGAGAAGAAUUACUACAGGCUCUACCUCUACCUGGGCUGGGGGACCCCCGUGGUGUUCGUGGUGCCCUGGAUGGCGGCCAAGUACCUGAAGGAGAACGCAGAGUGCUGGGCACUGAACGAGAACAUGGCUUACUGGUGGAUUAUCCGCAUCCCCAUCCUGCUGGCAUCCCUGAUCAACCUGCUCAUCUUCAUGCGGAUCCUCAAGGUGAUCCUGGCCAAGCUCCGGGCCAACCAGAAGGGUUACGCCGACUACAAGCUGAGGCUGGCCAAAGCCACCCUCACCCUCAUCCCCCUCUUUGGGAUCCACGAGGUUGUCUUCAUCUUUGCCACCGAUGAGCAAACCACGGGCRUCCUGCGCUAUGUCAAGGUGUUCUUCACCCUCUUCCUCAACUCCUUCCAGGGCUUCCUGGUGGCCGUGCUGUACUGCUUUGCCAACAAGGAGGUGAAGUCUGAGAUGAAGAAGAAGUGGCAGCUCUGGAAGCUCGAYCACCCGGUGCUCUGCUGUGCUCAGUGAGGUGGUGACCAGCCAGGGCAGAGGGGCCGCUGACCACGAUGGCCACGGGACCUGGCUGGAGGGCAGGGGCUGCAGGGAGCCGUGCUGGGCAGUGUCCACCCGGGAUGGCCAGGCUGUGUCACACUGGAGCUGCUGGAAGGGACAUCCCUGCUGUUACCUGAGGUGGCACCUGUGGCUCCUGCCAGGCAGGCUGUCCCCUCAGCAGGGUCUCACCUGUGCCUGGGAGAUGUGUGGGCACCACCGGCUGCUUCCUCCCCUGGCCUGGGCAGCUGCAGAACCCAGCAGCCUCCCCAGGACACCCACCCCUUCCUGGGACCCCCUGGAACACCCACACCUCCCUGAAUACCCCUGGAAUACCCACAUCUUCCUGGGAUCCCCUGGAACACCCACACCUUCCUGGGACCCCCUGGAACAUCUACACCUCCCUGGGCACCCCUAGAACACCCACGCCUCCCUGGGCACCCCUGGGAUGGCAGCAGCCGGGGGGAGCCUGGCCCUCAGCAGGGGCAAUGGGAGGCGCUGCUCAGCCCGGACCUGCUGCCCAAACCCCACAYCCAGGGCUCCCCUGUCCUCCCCUCACAGAGGGGCUGCCUCUGCAGCACCCUGACAGCUCCCAGACACCCACAGCCCCUGUAAAGCCCAUCACAGCGAGGUGCUGCUCCUGCACCUCCUCCCCAGCCUGGUCAGCAACCCAGAACAGCAGCACCUGUCCCCUUCCUUGCUGCACCCUCACCAAGGACAGACAAAGCCUCAGCUCUGUCACUUGGGAGUGAAGGAUUUAAGAGCAGCAGCUCACCAGAGCCAAGCCUGACCUCCCACACCCCAGCUCCAGCACCCAGCCCAGCCACCUCCUCCUCUAGGGAGGAAAGGUUGGGCUUGCAGGCCUGGCAGAAGCUCAGGAACCGAUUUUCUGGCCAAAGGCUGAGAUCCCGAGAGUUUCCUUUCCAGUGGGUGCCAAAGCACAAGCCCAGCCUGGCCAAGCAGCCCGUGGGUGCCAGGGAGCCUGGGAGCGAGGAACAGGACUGUCUGUGCCCGGCUCCUGGGCCGGCCCUGAGCCCUCCUGGAGGAGCCCGGAGCAGCUGCGGACACCCCCAGCACCAGCCCCWGCCCAGACCCUCAGCAGCAGCAUGGACACACUGCCAUGGCUCGUUCCAGCCACCUUCCUUCCCUUGCCGUGCACUAAAGUCCCCUCCAGGCCGGAGGGACCUGCCAGGACUCUCCAGGAGAUGCCCACAGACACAGGAGGGUCUCCAGCUCCUGCCCCUUCCCCGACAGGCUGGGGGAGCCUCUCYCAGUGCCUCACGGAGGGGCUGCCUGGAGCACACAGAACAGAGAGCAAGGCGGAGAGGAGAUCCAGGCUGGAGACACACAGGAGUUGUUCUGGAUCGCUGUAACCCCCACGAGAUCAUUUUACACAUUAACUCACUUUUCAGAUGUAAAUAAAUAUUUAUUUUUC